This is a messenger RNA of Lathyrus sativus (Indian pea), 495 nucleotides long. NCBI's taxonomy places the organism in Eukaryota, Viridiplantae, Streptophyta, Magnoliopsida, Fabales, Fabaceae. The record is from the annotation of a GenBank genome assembly.
AUGGAUCAACCAAAGAAACCUAACAAGAUUAGAGACAUCGUUAGACUUCAACAAGUCCUUAAGAAAUGGAGAAGAAUAGCCAAUGCUUCAAAAACAAACAACAACAGUACUACUAGUAAAAGCAUAAAGUUUCUUAAAAGAACACUUUCAAUGUCCGAACGCGAAGGAGGAGGAUCGAGUGCGGUUCCAAAAGGCUACCUAGCAGUUUGCGUCGGUGAAGAACUUAACAGGUUUGUUAUACCAACCGAGUAUUUGACUCAUCAAGCCUUUCAUGUAUUACUCAGAGAAGCAGAAGAAGAAUUCGGAUUCGAACAAACUGGUGUUCUAAGAAUUCCUUGUGAAGUAUCUGUGUUUGAGAAUAUCUUGAAGACGGUGGAAGCAAAAGACGAAUUUUCUACUCAGAAAUGUAGUUUUGGUAUUGAAAAAAUGAUGGGAUACUGUUCCUCACACCAGCUCGGUUAUUAUCAUCAUCCUGAUAGUCCUAUGUGCAGAUAG